AUGGAAAAACACCACAAUUAUGUAAGAAACACAGCAGAGCUUGCUACUCAAUUCAUUUAUAACCCUGCAACGAGCCAACCGAAUGUAUCAGGAUUAAUACUUGCUGGAUCAGCUGAUUUCAAGACUGACCUGAGCCAAUCCGACAUAAAUCAGUCAAGAUACUGGAAAUAUGUUUUUGGUGUCGAUGACAUGAUCUUUGGUUAUGGGAGCCGCAGAAACAUUGAUUCUACGGAAAAUUUGAAUAUAAAUCGUUAUGUGCUCAAAAACAGCACAACAAAUGAGAUUGUCAUUAAACACUUAAACAAGGAUCAGGAGGGUGACCAGAGCAACUUAAAGGAUUUAGAGACAUCUGCUGAAUUGGAGGUUCUAGACAAAGUGCUAUUGCUGGAGUGA
Molecule: messenger RNA, 393 nt
Organism: Fraxinus pennsylvanica
Lineage: Eukaryota; Viridiplantae; Streptophyta; Magnoliopsida; Lamiales; Oleaceae
Source: the annotation of a GenBank genome assembly